Molecule: messenger RNA, 2156 nt
Organism: Anguilla rostrata (American eel)
Lineage: Eukaryota; Metazoa; Chordata; Actinopteri; Anguilliformes; Anguillidae
Gene: pcolce2b
Product: procollagen C-endopeptidase enhancer 2b
Exons: 9
Coding region: 240-1484 (414 amino acids)
Molecular function (GO): collagen binding; peptidase activator activity; protein binding
Source: RefSeq, a predicted model, not a curated record
AAGAAGCUACGCGAGAGACCCCCGCCCCGCCCCCGUCACGUCCAAUCUCUUUGAUCCCAAAUUUUGGAGAGGCAGCUGCCGGCUGCUCCCUCCUCCCCUCAGAACAAACGCUAUAUUCAUCUGCUCCAGCUUGCAACCAAGUUAACUCCCUCAAGGAAUCUUACUUUUUCUCCGCACUCGAGCGACAGUAUUACCUUCGAAAUUCUUUUGACGUUAAAAAAGUAGCCUCUCCACUGAAAAUGAGGAGUAUCGUUUGUUGUACCUUGAGUCUGCUUUUUUUAACUGAAGUCCACGCACAAACUCAGCGAAGACCCGUAUUUACAUGUGGCGGAAAUAUAACUGGGGACUCUGGGGUCAUCGGUAGCCAGGGAUAUCCCGGGGUUUACCCUCCAAAUACAAAAUGUGUUUGGACAAUUACGGUCCCCGAAGGGAAGGUGGUUGUCCUCUCCUUCCGCUCCAUCGACUUGGAGAAUGACAACCUGUGCCGAUACGACUACGUGGACGUGUAUAACGGGCACGCCAACAGGCAGCGGCUGGGCCGCUUCUGCGGCACCUUCCGGCCGGGUGCCCUCGUCUCCACUGGCAACAAGAUGCUGGUGCAGAUGAUGUCCGAUGCCAACACUGCCGGAAGCGGCUUCCUGGCGGUUUACUCCGCCGCCCACCCGCACGAGCGAGGGGAUCAGUACUGCGGAGGUCGCUUAGACAAGCCGUCCGGAUCCUUCAAGACGCCAAAUUGGCCAGAGAAGGAUUACCCAGCAGGGGUCACGUGCUCCUGGCAUAUUGUGGCUCCUCGAAAUCAGAUUAUCGAGGUGAAGUUUGAGAAAUUUGACGUGGAGCGAGAUAACUACUGCCGCUAUGAUUAUGUGGCCUUUUUCAAUGGGGGAGAAAUAAACGACGCUAAACGAAUUGGGAAAUACUGUGGGGACAGUCCUCCAGAUCCAAUCUUCUCUGCUGGGAACCAGCUCCUAAUUCAGUUCCUGUCAGACCUGAGUCUGACUGCGGAUGGCUUCAUCGGCCACUACAAAUUCAGGCCCAAGAAAUUCCCCACUACAACCGUGCCCCCAACCACCACCACCCCGAUGCCCACAACCAGAGCCGCAACGUUGAAGUAUUCGGCUGCUCUGUGCCAGCAGAAAUGCAAGAGGAGUGGAACCCUUGAGAGCAAUUACUGUUCCAGCAACUUCGUGAUAACGGGCACGGUCAUCACCGCGGUGGCGCGGGGAGGCAGCAUGUACGCCACCAUCUCCAUCAUCAAUGUCUACAAGGAGGGGAACCUCGCCAUCCAGCAAGCAGGGAAGACCAUGAGCACCAAGAUCGUCAUCCUCUGCAAGAAGUGUCCUUUCAUCCGACGAGGUCUGAAUUACAUCAUCAUGGGACAGGCGGAUGAGGAGGGGCGCGGGAAGAUUGCCCCGCACCACUUUGUGAUGGCCUUCAAAGCCAAAAACCAGAAAAGCCUCAACGUGCUGAAGAGCAAGCGCUGCUGAGCUCGCUCUACAAUCCUCCCAGGCCCUCCUCCAUAAGCUACCGCCCAGCACAUCUCAGUGCUGCCCACAGUCUUCCUCAGGCAUGGUGCUUUGAGCAAGGGCAGGUCCAGGGUCAGAUACUGUAUGGCCCUGACACAAAUUGCACAGUACAACCUUGUCUGACCUUUUUGGCUGUCUGACCUUUUCUCUUUUCAGGAACAAACUCUGGGGGGGGCUCUGUCAGACAAUCCUUACUGUUCACCUGUUACUGUGGGCAGAGUUCAAACGUUUCAAACAUGGGCAGUUUGUCAGAAGGGAUAUGCUUAAGAAAUGCAUCAGUGCCAUCUCCUCUUCACUGCAGUCACAGCUUUUCAUCUUACAAACUACUUUUUGUCACAAUUUCCUGGCAAUGUUGAAUGAACAAAAUGUAGGGGAGUAUUGUUUGUGGUGAUGUAAUGUGCAAUAAGUUGACGUAUUGUUUCCUGGCAUAACAAUUAGUUAAAUCCCCUUUGAAAUUGUUUUUAUUGUGUUUGGAAGUAAAGCACUCCUUAUCUUUUACGUUCCUUUUAGCAUCAACAUUUUGAUGUUUGUAAUGUAAUUUGCUUUAAGAAACACAUAGCCAUUAUUUUCCUAUGAAACCUCAGUGAUAAAUGUUAAUUUAAAUUAAAAGAUUUUUGGACAGUUGAAAUAAAA